Haliotis rufescens (red abalone) is the source of this 4362-nucleotide messenger RNA. RefSeq lists its product as uncharacterized. Gene Ontology annotation, molecular function: zinc ion binding; DNA binding. Lineage: Eukaryota; Metazoa; Mollusca; Gastropoda; Lepetellida; Haliotidae. Bases 881 to 2842 code for a protein of 653 amino acids. The transcript is spliced from 12 exons. Gene Ontology annotation, cellular component: nucleus. The record is from RefSeq and is a predicted model, not a curated record.
AAAAAAAAAAAAAAGGAAGCCAGUCUUACACGUUGUAAGUUGCCAGCCACUUGACUUGGUCAGUACCUUCUCACUCACUCUGAAUCAAACUGAAAACCUGAAAUUUCAUUUAGCAGAGAAUUUUCCCAGCAGAAAAAGAAAAACCCAAUUCGGUUCUCAGACUGGCAGAAUAAGAAUCAAAUGAAAAAAAUAAAGAUAGAACUUGGAUAUUCAUAGCCUAAAAACAAUCAUGUCAUAAUAAAUUGUUUUAGUGGUAAAAUCGGCAUUUCUGCCACUUCAUAUCUCAACAAUGGUAUUUGUUAAUUGAUGUGAUGUUACAUAUGCACAUAAAUUUUCAGGGUCCUAGAACUGCAUAGCUAAUGGUUUGAACAAUAUUUAUUUAAAAAUGAAAUGGGAUUGGUCAAAAUAACAAUCAUAAAUAAGAAAGUACAGCAAUCCUGAAGAUAAGUACAAUUUUAAUGUAACAGAAAUUUGAAACAAUACAUUAUCAUAAUUACAAUAUAUUAAAUUAGCCCAGCAUGAUCUGUUUGUGAGGGUAAUAUAGUUAUGUACAGUUUCAAUAAUUUAAUAUUAAUAUCAUCUUGUAGAUUAGUAUUUCCAAAACAGCAUAGUCUUGAUAUUGAAAAGCACUUGGCAUGAAAAUAACAUGUUGAUCUAAUGUCACAAUAAUUCAAAUACUUGAAUAAAUAAUGAAGAUUAUCUUUGUUGUCAUGAUCACAACUGCAAAUAGGAUCAUCAUGAAUAAAUCUGAAAAUCUGUGUUCCUUUAAAGCACUCCAGCCCAAUCAGACUUUAUCCAAGCUAUGAUGUUUUCCUUCCUCAGCCUAUGAUCAUCGUCAAAUUUAUAUUUGCGUUAUUAGUAUCUAAACUAAUGGAACAACAUGACGACAGCAAAAGGAAGAAUGCUUACAAGAGGAGUGAAGCGAUCAGUGUUGAAUAAUCCAGACCAAGUUCAGCUACUUGAUAGAGACACCCAGGAACAACUUCUGAAAAUAACCAAGUUGAACACCCCAGCUUCUCAGAAAAGCUUAUUGACUUCAAGUCAGUCGUCUCACUCCAAAAUCUCCCGGAAAUCUGGGAGCACCGCUGAGCUCAAACAAGAGCUUGAGUCGAUGCUAUGGGUCCAGUGUGACAAUCCUGACUGCUACAAGUGGAGAAGAGUGACAGUGUCGGAGCUGGAAGGUGUCACGGAGAACACCCCUUGGUUUUGCUACAUGAAUCACAACAGAGACUUUGCAGUUUGUGAAGUGCCUGAAGAAGACACUGAAUGGUAUGACAAGGCAGCCAAGAGAGUUGGGCUAUGCUAUGUCAAGUCACCAAUAGCAGAGGGUUCACUUGUCUGGGCCAAGAUGACUGGCUAUUGCAAAUGGCCUGGAGUUAUCACCAAGGACCCCAGUAUCCAGCUUCACUGUCUGGUGGAUGCAGAUCACAAGCCAGGGUGGUAUCAUGUAGAGUUCCUGGGGAGAUGUCACACUCACAGCUGGAUCAGGGCUACCGGUGUCAAGCUGUACACGGUCAGGACACCGUCACCACGCACUGGGAAACAAGGUAGAGGUCGGUGUAGGGCUCGGAAAGGUAGAAGGAAUGCCCUCACCUCCUCCACCAGCAAACACCCACAGCGCAAGUGUUACAUGAAAGAUGUGUCUGUGGAGCAGGCAUGUAUGGAAGCCAGCAAGCUCCUGGCAGUCAGUAAUGAAGAGAGAAUCUCCAAGUGCACCUUCAUCAGUACGGCUAGUGUUUUCAUAGAGGAGGCUGAGCAUGCUGACAAAGUGGGUGUGGUCACCCCGAGGUUGAGGGAUGGUGCCAUAAAGGAAACCAACCAAACGAAGUCCUUUGUGAAGAACAGACAAAAUAACCAAAAGCAGAGUCAACAUAAACAAACUGUCAGUGCUGUGAAGGACAGUUUUGCUUUCCCUGACUCCCCAGUCUCAGCUAACGUGUGUGGUGGGCCUAGCUUAGCAAACCUAGAUAUAAAGUUCCCAGAUUCUCUUGUCAGCCAUUCCAAAGAGGAAAAACUAGUUCUUGAUGUACAGAUGUAUCAAAGAAAUGAGCGGGCAUUUGAACACGAUGUCCUGAGGUUCAUGAAGCGCAAUGAUAUUGCCUUCAGGGGUUUACCAAAAUGGCAGAAUACCUCCAUCAGCCUCUUCCAGCUGUUCCUGGCUGUUCAUGAGAGGGGUGGAUACGACCAGGUGUGUUCAACACGUGGUGGUUGGGUGCAAGUUUACAAGGAGCUGACAGAGUGUGCGAACAGUGGAGAAGUCGCCAAGCGAUACUAUAGGAGAAAUCUAUAUCCAUAUGAGUUGUUCAUCAGAGGAAAGGACUUUAGCAAAAUACUGCCAUCCAAACACAAACACUGUGAUAAGAAGACAAAAAACGUUGCCAAAGAAGCAAGUCUUGCGGAGUCUAUGCCCUUCAGAGACUCAAGCCUGAGACUGGAUGACAGUUGUGUUCGUGUGGACCCAGGAAGCAGCUCUGUCGGGUCCUUUGUGUCGGAGAAGUCUGUGGAUCUGAUGGAGAUGCUGGGAGACUUGGAGGCCAGCGGCAACCUGUGCUGUUUAGAGGAAGAUGUGUUGAUGAGUAAGACCAAACUUGGCAUUGACAUCACAUUCUUUGACGAAUCACCUCAACGGCCUGGUCGAUCAUCUCAGCACAUCAAAGUGGCAGACACUGCAUCAGAAUUUGGACAUGCUGCCAUUCCUAACUCCAAUGACGGAGCUCAAGAAGUGCCUGACAUAUCCAUCAGUAGUUCACAGAGCAGCCAUGAAGGGGACCAGUUGCUACAUGAGAUGCAGGCCUUGCAGGAGGGCAUCGACCUUGUCGCUGGGGAGAUGGACUUCUUAUAAAUUUACUGCUAUGCAUGAUCAUCCCAUGUAAAUGUCUUCAUCUUCAUCUUCCUCAUAUCAUAGUAGUCUGUGUUCAACUCAGGGAAUCAAAGUGUGUAAAGGGCCUCUAGUGUUUCUAUUCCAGAGAUGAUGGUUUUCAGGAGAAGGAAUAUGUCUUUUUGAAUUAUAUAAAUUAAAAUAAGACCAUGAUACAAGGGUUGAUUGAUAAGUUUUAAGCCUCACAUACAUAGAAUCUUACUCACAUGAUAAUCCAACUCUGUUUGAAGCUGAUCCAGAAAGGUUCUUACAACUAUUUGUGACGAUGGAUGAAACCUGGGGUUCACCACUUCAGUCCAAACAACAACCUGCAAGUACUUGAUCACUGCACGUUCCUCAAGUUUGUCCAUUUUCCAAAGGUCACAGAUCCCUUCUUAUUUAACUGACUUCUGACAGCAAACCAGCUACUCAGGUUUUUGUCAGUAUACUUGAAUGACAUCAUGCAAUGUCCGCAACAAAAGAUUUUACUAUUGUGCAAUUCCUUCUGUGUCAGGCUCAGAACUUAUCAAUCAACACUGAUAAAUUUAUUAUCAGAUUUUGUCAUAAAAUUUCAUCAAUGUGAGUUUGGAAGCAUUUCACUUUCUGUAUUUUAUAUAUUUCAAACAAACUGACAUUUUGUAGAUUACUUGUUGAGGGAUGUGAAUCAGAUAAUACCUUGUGGGUUUGGCUUGGGAGAAUGAACUGUUAGGGAUCCUGAUAGUCAGUUUGUCUGAAAUUUGCUUUGAUGUUACUUAAUUGCUGAAGGAAAACACUUGUUUUUCUAUAUCCUGGAACCAGGUGUGUUAUCAUAGUAGCUGCUAGAAAAAAUUAAUUGUUGAACAAUAAUCACUUUGCUAUGUAACACUAAAUGGUCUGUCUUAGUUGACAUGAGAAACACCUUGUAUGAAGCAUUUAGUAAGCUUGGCUCAGCACUUAUAGGCAUUUCAUACACUAUGAAAUUAAUUCUGGUAUUUAUUCUAUGUUUAGAAACUCAAGUCAAUACUAUAAAUCAUCCAUCUUCCCUAGGUAAAGGAGACUAUAAAAGUCCAGUUUUCACCAUUGCUGAACUAGGCUGGAAUUAUGGGGUUAUAUUUUGGCUGGACUAAAGAGCCUAUGCUUAAUCCAAUCAAAAUUGCGUAACAAAAUCAACACCCGGUUCAUAAACACGGCAAUUGCCAUGCAGAUUGAGUUUGAUUGCAGGAUUAACAGAGCAUGUGUACUGCCAACUUGUUGCUGUCAUUUUGUUUGAAGCAAAUGCAUGUGAUAUGAGAGAUGGAAUCGGAGGAACAAUAGAAGGAACAUAGAUGGGGACAGAACUCGUAAUAGUCACUGGUUGCACUACGAUCGAGCCACAAAAUUCCAGCCUAGUUUGGCAAGAGUGGUAACUGGACUUUUUGUAGUCAGUCAACUCCCUUGCCCCGAGAAGAUGUGAAUGAUUAGACUUGACAUGGACCUGACCUCUUCUAGGCCAAUGGAUAUGGUAGAAACCUGAUAAUAAUAUAAUU